Messenger RNA from Anopheles cruzii, 513 nucleotides. RefSeq names its product 40S ribosomal protein S10b-like. Gene Ontology annotation, molecular function: structural constituent of ribosome; RNA binding. Gene Ontology annotation, cellular component: cytosolic small ribosomal subunit. Lineage: Eukaryota; Metazoa; Arthropoda; Insecta; Diptera; Culicidae. The record is from RefSeq and is a predicted model, not a curated record. The transcript has 2 exons. Bases 1 to 474 code for a protein of 157 amino acids.
AUGUUUAUGCCCAAAGCUCAUCGAGUCGCCAUCUACGAGUACCUUUUCAAAGAAGGGGUACUAGUGGCCCAGAAGGACUUUUACGCGCCGAAGCACCCUGAACUGGAGACAAUCCCCAAUCUGCACGUCAUUAAGACGAUGCAGUCGCUGAAGUCGAAGAACUACGUAAAGGAGCAGUUCGCCUGGCGCCACUACUACUGGUACCUGACCAACGAAGGCAUCGAGUAUCUGCGCGCCUAUCUGCAUCUGCCGUCCGAAAUCGUUCCAUCGACGCUCAAGCGUGCCGCACGCUCAGAGCCGCAGCGGGCCCGGCCACAGUCGGGACCGCGUCCGGAUGGUCCGAAGUCUGGCGAAGACCGACAGGCCUACCGCAGAACACAGCAGACAGGUCCCGCGGACAAGAAGGGGGACGUCGGUGCCGGAACGGGUGACCUAGAAUUCCGUGGUGGGUUUGGUCGUGGAAAUCGCAUGUAAGCUUGUUUCUGAAUUUGGCCGUGAAAAAAUCGCAAGAAC